Arctia plantaginis is the source of this 1341-nucleotide messenger RNA. The record is from the annotation of a GenBank genome assembly. Lineage: Eukaryota; Metazoa; Arthropoda; Insecta; Lepidoptera; Erebidae.
AUGGCUAAAAAAGGUAAAAUGAAGAUUAGUAAAGUGAAAAGAAACAAUCAAACCACAAACAAAAUGAGGAAAAAAGGUCAAUUGAAGCUGCAAAGGCACAAACAAAAGGUGCAAAAACAGGGACAACCUACAACUCAAGACGUACAAUACAGUAGUGAAAGCGAACCUUCUGGGGAUGAGUUCGGAGACAUGUUGGACGAUGAAGAACAGCAGUAUCUGAUGAGGCGACUAUCGAAGCAACCACAGCUACUGUCCAAUGUGCCCGAAGAAGAAAAGAUAAAUAAGAACUCUAGAAAACGGAAGAGAGAAAAGAAAGAGAAGCCGCCAAAGAAAUUGAACACCGUGGGCAGUGACAGUGGAGCAGAGAGUGAAGCACUCUCUGAUAGUGAUAUAGAAGAUAAGUAUGAACAAGAGCUAGCAGAGAGGCCUGUAAAGAAAAUGAGGCCGCUCCUGCCUAUAAAGACUAAAGAUGGACUUAUGGAGAGGACUGAAGAAUGCGAAGACACAGAAUCGGAAACUGAAAUCCAAGGUGAGGAAACUCAGAAAUCCAUAAAACAGACUGAAGAUCAAUCUUCAGAGGCAUCUGACUCAGAUUCAGGUAUGGGAGGCACUGGAGAGGAAGACACACUUGUUGACGGUGACCAAAAGGUUGUCAGCACUGUUGAACUGAUGGCUGCUAGGAGAGACAAAUUACAGAGUGAUAAAUUGAGAAUUGGUGCUCUAUGUUCUUCGCUGCUUGAGAGUCCAGAAAAAAAGCUAAAGAAUCUCUUCCCCAUUCUCUACCUAAUGGAAGAGCGUUUAAAAGAUAAUACCUUGAACCUUCACUCGACACGCAAACUUGCCACGCUGUCUGCCUUCGAAGUGUUUAAGGAUAUCCUGCCGGAGUACAUGAUACGGCAUCAAGAUUAUUCUAAUAUUAAAUUGAAGAAGGACACCCUAUCUCUGUACAAAUAUGAGAAGGAGUUACUGGAAUUCUACAAAAGAUACUUACAGAGGUUAGAGAAGGCAGCCGGCGUGUUACGUCUCAGGAAGGGGGACAACAGGAAGCUAGACGAGCCAACCCUGAGCCUGGCGCUGGUGUCUCUCCAGUGCAUGUGCGGGCUGCUGGUGGCGCGGCCCUACUUCAACUACGCGCCCAACAUCGCGCAGAGCGUGGCGCCGCACCUCGACAGCUCGCACGGAGACGCUCGCAAACUCGUCACCGACUGCUGUGCGUCCGUCUUCCGGGAAGACAAUAAGGGCGAUAUCACCCUGGUGUGUUCCUCAGCUUUCAAUAAUGGUUAUGGUGGUCCAAGUCUACCUCGGCCUUUAGGCUACAAGUAUGUGGUGACAUCUACUUAA